Erpetoichthys calabaricus (reedfish) is the source of this 3830-nucleotide messenger RNA. Its product is annotated as XK-related protein 4-like. Gene Ontology annotation, cellular component: plasma membrane. The coding region runs from base 1 to 1176 and encodes 391 amino acids. The record is from RefSeq and is a predicted model, not a curated record. Lineage: Eukaryota; Metazoa; Chordata; Cladistia; Polypteriformes; Polypteridae. Gene Ontology annotation, biological process: engulfment of apoptotic cell; apoptotic process involved in development; phosphatidylserine exposure on apoptotic cell surface. The transcript has 3 exons.
AUGGAGCUACCAGAGGAAGGCUCCUAUGUCAUCAAUAGCUUCUGCCUCAUCCAGAAGAGCUUCCUGGAUGCAGUAUUUCUGCGCUGGAAGUACUCCCGGACCCAGAUGUUCCGCCGCCUCAGCCAGGCCUUAGGUGUUUUACCUUCCUCCCGUAGGCAGCCUCACAGUGUCAUCUGUGAACUUGAUGAUGCUAUCGCCUUCAUGCUUUGCUACACAAUCAUAGGAUUCACAGCUGCUGCCUCUUUGGUUUCUUUGGCUUGGGCUUUGGCAUCCUACCAGAAGGCUCUUCGUGACUCCAGAGAUGACAAAAAACCCAUUAGCUACCUGGCAGUCAUCAUUCAGUUCUGCUGGCACUUCUUCACAAUCGCUGCUCGCGUCAUCACAUUUGCACUCUUUGCCUCAGUAUUUCAGCUCUAUUUUGGCAUCUUCAUCGUUCUGCACUGGUGCAUCAUGACCUUCUGGAUUGUCCACUGCGAGACUGAAUUCUGCAUCACAAAAUGGGAGGAGAUUGUUUUCGAUAUGGUCGUGGGGAUCAUCUAUAUUUUUAGUUGGUUUAAUGUCAAGGAGGGAAGGACCCGUUGCCGGUUAUUCAUCUACUACUUUGUGAUACUUUUGGAAAAUACUGCUUUAAGCGCCCUCUGGUACUUGUACCGGGUUCCCCAUAGCACAGAUUCAUUUGCCAUCCCUGCACUCUGUGUCAUCUUUAGCAGUUUCCUGACUGGAAUAGUUUUCAUGCUUAUGUACUAUGCCUUUUUUCAUCCCAAUGGACCCAAGUUUGGGCAGUCACCAAGCUGUACACUCGAGGACCCAUCCACCACCUUUACCUUACCCCCGGAAGCUGCAGCUAAUGCACUGAGGGCUGUUUCGCAAAAUCGGGGGGCACCGGUGAUGGCCGAGAGGGACCCUAAAUACACUGAGAGAGACGGCUGUGUUCCUGUCUUUCAGGUGAGGCCCACCGCUCCCUCAACCCCUUCCUCUCGCACACCACGGAUAGAGGAAACAGUUAUUAAAAUAGACCUGUUCAGGAACAGAUAUCCAGCAUGGGAGAGGCAUGUGUUGGACAGAAGUAUACGUAAGGCCAUCUUGGCCUUUGAAUGUUCGCCUGCACCUCCACGAUUACAGUAUAAAGACGAUGCUCUUGUGCAAGAGCGCCUGGAGUAUGAGACAACACUGUAGCUCCAGGGACAAAUUGAAAACUAACAGGGCAUCUAAAGAGGGGGCAGCAGGACGGUGGCAAUAAGAAUCACAGUAGAUCUCUACUUUCAGCGAGGCAAUCCGUGAUGUUGAUUGUCAUGGACCCAAGUUGUGGCACCACAUACAGUAGCAUCCAUUUUGGAAAUUUUAUUUUGGAAACUUUGCUCAGUUUGGUUCUUUUUGAAGUGGAAGAGUGAUGGCCUGGCAGGGACAAAUAUUCAGUAAAAGUCUUAUUGGUUUUAAAGGAACAUCUGAUAUUCAUGAAAAUGUGAACAAAGUUUUCAGUCUGUCCUCACAAAGACAAAUUGGCCAAGUCCCUGGUGAUCGCCAAGCUCACAGUUAAAAAGAUGAGGCCAUCUUUCUUUAAGGGUUAAACACAAUUUAUUCUAAUGAUUUUGCCUCCCAGAUUCAUGUGGUGCCCAGUUACCAGGCUUGCUAGGUCAUUUUGAACACUGCAUUGAACUUGUUCUUUGUCUACAUAAUGCAGGCUAUAGGUGAGGUCUGCACAACGUUAUUAAAUAUCCUCAAAAAACAAUAUUAAAAAUUACUCAUUUCAAAUAUACAGAAACAGCCACGAGAAAACAGUAGGUUUCAUUGUGAAACUAGUGGGGGACCAAAUUCAGAUUUGCUAAAGAUUCAUGCUGACCACAAGCUAGCUACUUCUCCUUCAAGCCUCAUAAUGCUGGCCUAUGUGUGUGACUAAAUACGCUAAUGGCCAAGCCCUUCUAGUGCCAAAUGUUCUGUAACUGAAGGACCUUUCUAGACUUUGCAUUAUCAAAGGGUGCCAGCGGUGAGAGCAAUCAGGACACUGAAGUGUGCAUGUUGGAAUAUACCUUUUACUUGAAUUUCGGGGGCCAUGUUAGAAAUCCUGAAGAGAUGCUGCUCAAAAAAAAAAAACACCUCUUUCAACAGGCUCAGAUACGUUCCGAUGUUUCAUCUACAGGAGGAGAGGGAUGAAAUGGAAGAACACUUUGGCAGCUUGGAUACACAACCUCAUUUGUCAGUGUUGCAGCAUUUAUUGGGAGUAAAGUCAUCAAAUUUGGCUUUCUGGGAUCACAGAAAUAUUGCCCAUGGAUCAGUUAAAGAUGCAUCAUUCCUUUUCAGUGGAAUUAUUUGGCCAUUUGUUUUAAGUUUCACACUGAUACUGUAUCAGUAAACAUUUCAGGAGGGGAACAAGAAUUGUUUAUUUUGGAUUUUUUUUUUUAACUUAACUGCUAAUCCUAUAUAAAUUAUGCAUAUUCAGAGCACACACAAUUGUUGUGUUGCUCUGCUCAACAACGUUAACAUUAUAGGGCUGAAACCACUUGCCAUAGUGCAACUGCCUGCGACGAUUACUGCUAAAUGCAGCCACCUUCCCCUCCAGAGUGGAUCAUAUUCUUGGAAGAACAGGAUUGAAUAAUUCAGUAGGACGGUGAGCAACUCAGAGUCAUUUCUCAAAAAUAUCACAUUUGGGUCCUGUUUGUACUUAAUAGCAUUUUUGUAACGAAUGCUGCAUCUUUAUAUUUAGGAAUGAAUUCUGCAAACGGACAACAGGCGAUCCUUCAGGUUGAGUUUUGAAUUCACAUCUGUUAUCUCUAAGCAAGAUGCAAAAAAACAAACAACACCUACACAAAAUGGAAGAUUGCAAGCACAACAUGUCAGCAAGAAGAGUCACAACACAGCAGACCCUGUGUUUAAGAGCUAAUUAUGUUAAGUCUGGGAGGCAAAGUAGGGCAAAGAGCCAUUUUAUAAAGUUUAAAGAGAGGCGAGAAAUGUGACCAACGGCCCUCCUCAAAUAAUUUGAAUACUUGCUCAACUUGAAGGGGUUGGAUAGCAGACACAGUGUAUACUUUAGUCACCAAAUCAAAACACAGAAAUGUCAGUGCUACUGUGCUUUGCUUUUGGCCCUUUUUAAUUAGUAAAAUACAGUAGAUACGUAUAUCCAACUAGAAAUGUUUACGAUUUUAUAAGGGUGCUGGCAGGACUUCAUCUGUGUUUAUCCAGUGACUUAGCAUGACAAGCAAUGUAAUGCAUAUCUGCAAAUUUUGUAAGGCCUCCUUUAUAUUGUUGUGUUUGGUUUCUAGCACUCGUUGAUUAAAAAUUGUCUGUGUUUGAACAUUAGAAAUAAAACGGUCGUGGGUCAUCCGUUCACACUUGUUUUCCGUAUGAUUGUUUGAGCGUUUUCGAAAGAUGAUCAGAGGUCUCUGCAUUUCAUUCAAACUUUGUUACUGAGUUUUUAGGGUACCAAUACAUUACAAUACAACAGUAUAUCAUUAGAUUCAUAUACAAUAUUAUUUUUUAAAUUUUUGAUCUUUUCAGUUCUUCCCCUUCCACUUAGGACCAGAAAAAGAUAUACUGUAUUAGAACAUGAGAACUUAAGAAACUUGACAAAUGAGUAGAGGCCAUUCAGUCCAUCAGGCUCGUUUGUUUAGCUAAUAGCUAAGCUGUACCAGUACUGAAUGGUCUCAUGUUAUAUUGGAAUACAGUAAGUACAAAGAAAGGUUCUAAGACCUUCAUUGUUCUGGGGUUUGAAAAUGAAGUGUUAUACACAAAAAAGCUCCUGUAUUUUGUAGAAUAAAUGGACAGAUCCCUGUGGAGUAAAUCCGUUUUAUCAUUUUCAAAAAACACAACCCUUAUCCACUGUGAAGUGGAGGGCG